This is a messenger RNA of Corylus avellana, 900 nucleotides long. RefSeq lists its product as uncharacterized. NCBI's taxonomy places the organism in Eukaryota, Viridiplantae, Streptophyta, Magnoliopsida, Fagales, Betulaceae. The record is from RefSeq and is a predicted model, not a curated record. Gene Ontology annotation, molecular function: nucleic acid binding; RNA-DNA hybrid ribonuclease activity.
AUGUUUCUCUGGAAGGCAUGUCAGAACAUUCUUCCCACUAAGGCAAAUCUGCACUGGCGGCAUUGUGCUCCUGACCCCCUGUGCCCAAUCUGUGAGAUACUUGAGGAAUUGGUGGGGCACAUCCUAUGGCACUGUUCGAAACCAUUGCAAAAAUGUACAAGUGACGAUACCACCUUUAGGGAAGUUUUUGAAAGGCUAUGGGAGAAGCUAGAUGAUACCACUCUCCAACUCUUCACCACGGUAGCUCGCCUGAUCUGGUUCAGAUGGAAUAACUUGGUUCACGGUGGAAAUUUUUUAGCUCCUGCAGCUGUUUUAAAACAAGCACACGAGCAGAUUGCGAAUUUUGAAAAUGCCACAGCUUGCCGGCAAAACAGUACGAAUCAUUCUGGGCCAUCAAACAGGGAAGACAGAUGGGUGAAGCCGCUGGAGAACGUGGUGAAAGUGAAUUCGGACGCCUCCAUCUCAAAAGAACUGAACACGACGGGGGUGGGUGUCAUUCUCCGGAACCAUGAGGGGACUGUGCAAGCUUCCUUUUGUACUUAUAAAGAUGCUACAAUGGAACCCUCGUCGGUGGAGGCCAUGGCGGUGUGGUAUGCAACGGAGGUGUGUAGGAAGCUGGGAGUGCAAAACAUUAUUCUUGAAGGUGACGCAAUGGAGGUGGUCCAAGCUCUGCAACGUGAAAGUAUCUGGAGGGGAAGCUACUGCAUGUUCGUGGAGGAAGCUAAGAGAAACCUGCAUCAGCUCACGGGGUGGAGUGUAAACCAUGUUUUUAGACAAGCCAAUGUAACUGCCCAUAAUUUAGCAAAAUUUGCUAUCUCCAUUAGGGAGGAGAAACUGUGGACGAGAGAUUAUCCCUCUUGUAUCCAUGGUAAUGUACUUGCUGAGCAAGCUUUUGAAUAA